Messenger RNA from Epinephelus moara (kelp grouper), 9961 nucleotides. RefSeq names its product A kinase (PRKA) anchor protein 11 (gene akap11). NCBI's taxonomy places the organism in Eukaryota, Metazoa, Chordata, Actinopteri, Perciformes, Serranidae. The transcript is spliced from 12 exons. Gene Ontology annotation, molecular function: protein kinase A binding. Gene Ontology annotation, cellular component: cytoplasm. The record is from RefSeq and is a predicted model, not a curated record. Bases 111 to 5801 code for a protein of 1896 amino acids. Gene Ontology annotation, biological process: intracellular protein localization.
GAAUCGUCCUCGGUCCGCCCACCAAACACAGCGGCUACCGUCAGCGCUGCUGGAGUCCGACACCGAGCCGUGAGGUGAGCGGCCAGUCAGCCACCCAGCUCCCUGUUGCGAUGGAUGCCUGUGCACGUAUUAGAGGAGUCCCCAUAAGGUCCAGGACCUCAGUCCGGAAAGAGACUGUGCGUGACAGCGGGGCGCAGUGUGUGAAGAGCCUCUUUAGGAAUAAAAAGGAGCUAUGCAGCGUUGGCCUGGAGCUGCCAAGCAGAGACACCACAAGACUGACAGAGAUUCAUUUUGUGUGUCUGCCCGGUCAGUGUGAAGGGGAAGAUGUCACCCAACAGGCUCUGCUAUCUAUGCCAGGAGGGCUGUGUGAGCUUCUUAGGUCCCUCCACGUUCAGGGCCUCAAGAACGACGAAGUUCUGCUGCUCAAAGACACGCGCAGGCUGGCAGAGCACAAGGACGGCGGGCCUCAGUGUUGGUUAAAGGCUGUGUGUGUGCUGAGGCAUAACCCCAGCACGUGCAUCUACCCCCAGGCCAGUGUAGCAUCUUUAGUGGGCUUGCUGGGAUGCUAUAUGGCAGGCGUGCGCUACGCUUUGGAGCUCCAGGCUCUGCAGAGGGGCACAGCUGAGCCCAGCCAGCCGGAGGAAGAUGACACCAACCAGUCAGUGUCAUCAAUCGAGGAUGACUUUGUCACGGCCCUGGAGCAUCUGGAGGAGGACGACACAGGAGACAAUCCCUCUGCAGCUUCCUAUCGCCAUUUUAAAAAGCGUGAUGUGGCAUCACAGACCAUCCCAGCCCACAAGAGAAAAAAGGAAUUAUCUGGCUCCCGUAUUAUCAUGAGCUCAUCUUCAAAAAAGAAUUCAGCCAAACACAAAUCUGGUCCAGAUGUGUCCGUCACAGUACAGAGGUCAUCGGGCGUGGAAUCCCAGUGGACUUAUUGUAGUCCCGGAGCUCGCCUCCCCUCACCUUUGAUUCAUGUAAGCGAAUCGGAAGAGUCAGACUGCUCCAGCCCCAGCCCAAUCAUUUUCCUGGAUGAGGUGGGCUACCAGAAGAGCCUGCUUGCAAAGCUGGACAUCCCCCAGGUGCCAGGGGGUCCCAGAGAGCGAGUUGAAGACUCCGACUCUGAAGUCAGUGAAUUCUUUGACAGCUUUGACCAGUUUGAUGACCUGGAGGAGCUGAGCUCAGAGAACAGCACUCUCGCACUGCCUCUGGACGCCAUCAGUGCACCAAGCAUGCAGAACCCGUCCAGUGGGUCAGCAUCUAAAUAUGUUUCUAGGGGCUGCUCAACCAAGGGUAUGAAUCCUCACCGCUUUGAUCAUCCCACUCUCCCAGCCGAUGUGAAAAAACCCACUCCUCUGAAACCAGGCUCUCCCUACUCACUUCACUCUGAGGUGCCUGACUCCCCCCGACCAGUGCAGACCCCCUCUGAGGAGAACGGCGGCCCACUCUUCAGUCCUGUCAGCUCGUCGGCCUUCAGCCCUCUGGUGGACUCUGGUGGACCGCUGGAAUACUUUUGGAAGACAGAUGAGGAUGGACAGGACAGUCCAGAGCUGCGUAAACCCCAAGACCUCUGCUCUUUGUAUAAGACCUACUCAGACUUUGCCAGCAGUCUAUCUAAAGAAAUUCUAGGAUCUGUGUGUGGCUAUCAAUCUGCAGUUGACAUCAGUGACAACAAGAAUCUCAGCUGCGUCUGCCACAAGGAAUUCAAGAACCCUUCGGGCUACGUGAUGAAGCUCUCAGAAAUACAAGAGACCGUAACAGUGGCCAAGCUGCAGAAGAAGUCCCAGUCUCUGAAGGAUGGCAUUCAGAGGUUUGCCACGGACCUGGUGGAAAUGAGCUUGGGCAGCGCCUUGAGAGACCUCCAGAAAGGUGUCUCCUCCUGCACCACCACCUUGUGUCACCUAGCUGCCAGGCUUACCUCCUCAGUGUUUCAGAUGGCCUUCCAUGAGAUCGGCAUGCGCCACGCUUAUGUGCUGAAAGAACGAGCAAUCAAUGGACUAGCUGGCUUCCUGGUCGGAGAGGCUGUGUCUGGGGCGCUGAAAGAGUUCCUGACAGUGAAGAAGCAGAUUUUCCACAGCACGGUGACACGAUUUGCUGCUGAUCUGGCUGAAGAGCUGGUGUUUGAAGGCAUCAUGGAAGUAUGUCAGUUCUCCCACCCUUCAACCCCUCUCACCCCCAGUGAUUGGUCGUUUGGCCACGGGCAAGAGGAGGAAGAGGAGGAGGUGGUGGUUUCCUCCUAUGCUUCAGACUUGUCCGAGUCUGUUAUCCAAGAGGCCUUCAUAGAGCUCUCCCAGGCUGAUGUUGCCUUCACUAGCCAAGCAGCUAUCAGUGUGUCUCUGGACAACAUCUGUUACGUGAGUGCAGAGAACUCAAGUGCUCAAACCUGCAGCACCUUUGCUAACCAGCAGGUUUUAAGUGCCAGCUCAGCUGCAGCGACCCCAGGGCCCUCAGGAGAGGAUGCCUCCUGCACGGUGAAGAAAGCUCUGUUCACUGUAUCAGGCAUGGCCAGCUGUAUUCCUGUGCCCCAAGCAGGCCAAGCCCUCUCCCACAUCCACAAUUCUGAAGAGACCAGUCAGUAUAUGUCGAGCUUGUCAGAAACCCCACAGGCCAGCCCUAAGAGAGUAACUGUGUCCUCCUCUGACAAUGCCACAUAUACACAAUCUCACCUUUACAGUCAUGGAACUCAGACCCCGAUACCUGGAGAAGACCCUUCCCAAGGAAAGUCCCCGUUCCAAAACUUCUCUGGCAACAUGGUGGAUAUGAUAGUAACUGAGGCUUGUGAGCUAAUAACUGCUUCUAAGAUGAAGAAGAGUUUUGGUGACUGUGCUGAUUUCUUCACAAAGACAAUUGGGAGCAGGAGGGACUCUUCUUCUAGGCAGGAGACGGUUCAUUACGAGAGUCCAGACUCCCCCCCUAAGCAGGGAGCUGGCUUCAGAUACGACUGUAGAGAUUCUGGGUAUGCUAGGAAGGGCGGCCCUGGUGAGCAAGCAACAGACUUUAGUAUUCCUCACAUUUCCUUUCAGACAGGCUCUCAGAGCCAGGGGAGAGCCAGCUGUGAGUUAGACCCCAGGACCAGCGGUGGGGCUGAAACCCAUCCUGUGAUAAUGGAUACUCUAGGCGUACCGGGCGCCGAGAUGGGUGGACAAAGGAGGAUAUCUGUUCCUGGGGAUGACUUGUCUCCAAGCUCCGGCCAAAAAUCUGGUGGGACUCCUGGCACUCCUCCUUCUACCCCGCAGCAGCCCAGUGAGGUGUCAAAGGAGAAGCAGAUAAAACAGUUCUCCAAGAAGCUGAAAAGCAAGCUAGCCAAGGAAUUUUCCCCUGCUACACCCCCACCCACCCCUCACUACCAGCCUGAGCCUGAGCCAAAAGACAUCACCCCUGAGGCAGACAAGGCUGAGUUCAUGCUCAAACUGAUGAGGUCUCUCUCUGAGGAGGCAGAUGGGAAUGAGGAUGAAGAGGAGGAAGAAUUAGCAGAAGAGGGCGGUGUUGGUGGCACUAACAGAUGUUCAGAGACAGGGGUCGGCCGGCAUGAACUGAACCAGAUGUCCGCUCGCAGAAUGUCCAACAAAGAAGCGCUCCACUAUGCUGAGCGGUUGGCUUGCCACAUUGUCUCCAUGGCAACAGAGAUGGACACCCUGGGAGUGGCAGAGGAGGAGGGCGAGUUGAGCAAGGGCAGCGAGAGGAGGAGAGACAGUGUGGCUCAGUUCUCAGAGCAGACCCUGAACACCUUGUGGGUGUACGCCGGGGAGGUGGCAGGAGAGGUCAUCAAUGAUGUGAAGAAGAUGGUGAGCUCUGCCCAGCAGUGCCCACAUCACAGGGCUGUCAGAAGAAGAAGCUUUGACAGAUCUAGCUCUGAAUGUUUGCAUCACCACCACCAACACCAGCCUCAACCCUGCACAGACCAGAACAGAGACUGGAGGGUGGGGAGGCUGGCCGAGCAAUGGUCUAAUGACCUGAUAGCAUCUGUGUUCCGGUCUCCCACCUCCACUUCAAGCACCGUCUCCACCUCCAGCUCUGGCCUGUCUUCAGAGUAUCCAAGCUGUGAGAGCGUGACGGAUGAAUAUGCUGGCUACCUUAUCAGGGUACUGAAAAAGGAGGGAGGCAGCAGGGAGUUGGUCCUGGACCAGUAUGCGAGCCGUUUGGCCUACCGCUCUAUCAAACUGGGCUUGGCUCAUGCUAGUCGCAAGAUUAAGCAGAGAUCCUCUAGCACCCGCCUUCACUCGUCCAAGUCACUGCCAGAUGAAUGGAAAGCAUCUGGUAGUGAGGUGUCAUCGCCCAAGGACAAGGCAGAGUCAGUAGUUUGUCCCUCAGGCGAGGACGCUCAGUGUUGCUGCAGGGACUCUGAUGAGCAGAGUCAGAGGGAGUACAUGGAUCUGGUCAACUUCGCAGAGUCUUUAGCCUACAACAUCACCUGUGAUGUGACACGCAAGCUUCAUCUUUCCUCUGCACGACUGCCCAAGUCUCUCACUGACUCGUGUCUUUAUAAGAAAUCCAAGCUUGAAGACAUGGCAGAGAAUCUCAUCAGGAACUCCUUCUCCUGCCCCCUGUUGUCCAAGGAGGCUAAGAGCAGGCAUUACCACAGCACAGGAAGCCUGUAUGAUGGAGGCUACAGGAGUAGGGUGAUGCAGGUCAUCGAGCAUUACGCUAGGAAGAUAGUUGACGACACUCUGAAGAUGAGCCUGGCUUCAGUUGGACAUUCAUCCCGGGAGCACCAGAGGAACCAAGGCCAUGACAGACACUCUCACACCCAGAGGUUGUCUGAGGGGCCAUCACUGGGCCAAGCCCUGGGGGAGAGGACAUGCCGUUACUGUCAGGUCCAGGAGUGCCCGUACUGCACCAAACUUAGCAGGCACCACCACCAGCCCGUGUUACAGAGGAGGAAAAGGGGGUCAGAAUGUCAGGCGAGGGCUGAGCGGCUCCCUAGCCUGGAGAUUCCCAAGAUCCACAUCGACCUGGAUCACAGGGUAGUGUUUGCAGAGGGGAUGGUGUCCAUGGCGAUGGAGACAGCGAAACGUGAGCUGAGCAACACUAGCCUUAAUGCAGACAGUGGCAUCGGCCAUGAUGGAACCAGCUACGCUGAGAGCCUGACAGCUGAGAUCAUGACGUCAGCCCUGUCCAACAUCUGCCAGACCGGCAAUGUCAGCUUUCCGGGUCGGGAAGCCACUGAGUCCUCUGUGUCCCAGCAGCUGAGUGUCGGAGAUGACAGUCUGGGCAGCUGGUCUAACCUGAGCUUCGAGGACGAGCACCCAGACGACAACAGCAGCUUCCUCCACCUCAGUGACAGCAGCAAUGGGAACAGCAGUAGCUGGAGCAGUCUGGGCCUGGAGGGGGAGGCGUGUGAGGAGCGCAUGUCAUUCUCUCCCUCUGACAGUGACAACACAGAGGACAAGGAGACCGAGGUCAAAGAGGAAUCCAGCGGGACUCUCUGCGUGGACAGGACUCAGGUGCAGGCUCCCAGGAACACACUGGUCAUUGUGAACUCUGACGUCAGGGAGCCCGGGCGCGGCCCUCAGCACGUGACCCUCGACCCUCAGCUCAGGAGCAUGCUGCAGUGGGCGGCAGCCUCCAUGGCCGACAUCCCCCUGAUCCAGCUGAGUCCUGACAGAGAGCUGCAGCAGCUUCCAGUGGUGGUCCAAAGGCUUCGGGAGAGGAAGUGGAGGGUGGGAGAGCUGCUGCACACGCUGCUGCGCUACUGUGAAGAGGGUCAGGCGCACGGUCAGAGCCAGGCCAGAGAGGAGGCACUGCAGGCGGGCAGAGAACCUCACCGCAUCCCCCUCUUCCAGUGGCUCCUGGAGCACGCCUAAGGCCUCUCCUCCUUCUCCUCCUUCUCCUCCUUCUCUUCUCCUUUCUCCUCUCCUGUCCUCAGUUCCAAACAGGGCUUUGCAAACUCCACAGCCCCUAGAGGGCGCCAUACAAAUCAGCUGAUCUAACUUACUCUGAUGAAUGUGGGUGGCGUGUGUUUUGCAUUGCAUGCUGUGACCAAGAGUACAUCUGUUGUAUUUUAUUUUUCUUUCCACCUUCUGUUUUGUUGUUGCAGUUUUUCUUUAUUGAUCAGGCUGCACACAUCACAUGUUGAUUUAGUGAGCUGUCCCUCCCCGCCCUCUUACACGUCCGAAGCCCUCACACCUCGCUGCCAUUGUGCUUGAGCUACAGAAAGAGGAGAGACAGAGAGACCCAUCCCAUCUGCUCCAGACAGAAACGCAGUGAGUUGAGAGAAAGAGAAUGUGUUUUUUGUUAGGGAAUCCCCACAGCUGCUGGGCGGAUGAUGUCAUCACACCCACGGCUCACCUCUGUGGUGUUUCCACAUGUUAAGAGACCAACUGUGCACUCACAUGCACACACCACACCCUUGUAUUAUCAGAGGGAAUCUGACACUCCAGCAUUAUUCCCCUAUAGUAUUCCAUUAUUGUAUUAAUCCCCUCACAAUCACUGUGCUCGUCAUUCUCAGUUUGCUGCGGUGAGGUUUUUCUCUGGAGCUCUGAGUGAGUUUUAUUAUCAGUUUGAUGACUCGUCACAUUUGACUGAUAUGCUGCCAUACGUACAGAUUAAAAUUUAAACCCAUAUCUUUUGUGAUAUGCUGUCAUUUUGCGUUGAUGAUCACAGGGGCCAUUCGUUUGGCAGCAGAAUGAUAGAUAGUUCUUGAUGAAGUUCCCUCUUGCCAGUAUUCCUGCACCUAUACUGUAACACUGCUUGCCUCACCUCAAUCUCCUUUGGUUGUCAAACUUAGUAAAGUACUUAGAGUGGAUGAUGUUUACUAGCGCGGUCGGUAUUAAAAAGAGUAUAUUUUUUGAAGGUAGAGUGUCUAAUCAAACAUGAAACGCUGCUCAAAGCUAUGAAAGAAGCCAUGACGUUGGCUCGACGUUGCCAAAUGGACUCUCCUCCCCUGCAGUCAGUAGUAAGUGCAUGAUCCUCCUGGUCGUCGGUUGCCCAGUUCAGGGGAAGAUCCAGUGACGCAGAUAGUGGAUCUCUUAGUAAUUAAAGACACAUUUCUGGUCUGCACCUCCGAAACCACACACUAACAGUAUGUGCAUAGCUCAAGCCUGGACUCACACAUUAUGUCACCCACACUCCUCAGUCACCUUGUGGAAUGAAGAAAUCUGAUGACCACAACUUCCACAAUCCGUCUAACUCACACUCUUGUUACUCACCAGCCCCCAUGUGUGCGUCCACACACACGGCAGCACUACCAGCGACUUGCUGAGAUGCACUUUUUUUUUUAAACAGCAGAGGAGAGGCUGGGCAUUUCCAGCCCUGCCCUCAGACCUCUCCUGGCCUCUGCUGUGAAUUUCCUCCCAGCAUUGAUGGCCUGCUGUGCAGACAGUUAAAGGGAUAAAGAUCUUUUGAAGUGGGUUCAUAUGAGGUACUUAUCCAUAGAUAGUGUAUUACGUACAGUAGAAGUCAGUCGGCACGCACCCAGUUUGGAGAAACAAGCAGGGGAAGUACCACCACGGAAGAUAUGCAUUCUGCUGCUGUGGACGGGGACAGCAGCAAAGGAUGUUUCAGCCACCUAAAAAAAAUUAAUAUCAGUUUAACUCCCUCUGCAGACGUUCUUCUCUAUACCCUGGUUCAUAAAGGUGUCCUCUUGUCUCCAUUACAUCGUCGCUGUGAUUAACACUCACUUUUUAAAUUUCUAUCUCCGCCUUGAGGGGAUCAUACGUUUGGUUGUGUGUGAGUGCGUGUAUCUGUGUCUGUCUACAGCUAUUCUUGCAAACUACUGGACCAAUCAGCCUCAUAUUUUCUGUGCACAUUUAUGACUGUAUGCUCAAGGACCUCUUGUGGUUGCGGUGAUUCAUUACUGUUGAAAAACCUGAAUGUUUUAUACGUCAUUGACUGCUGGCUCUUCAUUCCUCUUAACCAGCUAGUAGAGGCCGAGAGCUUCCCAGAAAUUGGCACGGCUUAAACCAACGAGCCUUACCCUAGGUGGCAGGUCACAAUUUGGCCUCCGUCUUGGCUCAAACACUGACCGGAGCAUCUGCAGAUUAAUUCCAUAACAGAUACAUUGUGAUCCACUAAAGUUUGGCACGAUACGGGAUGAAUCAGUCCCUGUUUUUUGUUAUCUUUGCUGCCAUCUUGACUGUAAGAGAAAUUUCACCUUCCGCGGUUUGUCUGCGACACAGUUUUGUUCGGUCUGCCUCACAGUUUCAUGCCGCACCAAGACAGUGGAGCAAUUUGCCUACCUGAUUUUGUAGACCUGCCGAUUUUGUUGAUUUGCUCAUAUUUCGUUGAUAUUUGUACCUCUACUGUAAGUAACUAAAUAAGCAGGCUGGGUCGUUAAAUGGUUUCUUUUUUUGUCUGUUGGAAUCGUUGUUAUUUCCUGCUUUGCUGUGCUGUAGCCUUCAGACAGAGUUAAUACUGUUGAAGUCCAGUAAUGAAGGACAUGGAUCAAAGAUUUGUGGCUGUGUUUUAGUUUUUAAAAAUGCAUUCUUUCUCAUAUUUAUAUUGUAAAUAUUUGUCACACAUGGUGCACAUUAGCAGGAAAACUUUAUUUGCUCUGUGCAACACGCUGCAGCCUUGUCAAAAUAGACAAGGCGGUUGUUUUUUGGCUUCUGGGACGCUUUUGAAACGCCGCAGUGCAUCUGCUGAAAUUACGCUCAUGCCUACGAAUACGGAAGUUCUGUGGUUGAGAAGAUAAAGUGCCAAAGGAAAGGGGCUCCCUGGCAGCGAGGUAAAGCGGUGAAAAUAUUUUAAAUAUAGUGUACAUUUAAACUGAUUUCUUUAGGUGGCUAAAAUACAUAGCAAUAGUACAUUGCUUAGCUUCUGUGUCGGUACUCCUGUCUGCUUCUCCAAACUGUCAUCACAUGUAUGUAACACUAUGACUGUGGAUAAGUACCUCAUACAACCCCACGUCAAAAAAUCCAAACUAACCUUUUAACGUCCCUGCACAAACCCUCCUCAAGGAAGAAUCAUUGGGAUACAUUUUAGUUUUGCUGUUUAUUUAUUCUUUAUCGAGGGACCUGAUGAUGACAUGACGCUGCGAGUUCCUCACAUCUCCAUCAGAUCGUUCCCUCUUGAGUUUGAAACACUGUAAUAUACCACAGCCUCGCAUCUAUUAUUAUAAACUAAGUGUUGUUGGUGGUGCUCACCUGCAUGGCUGAACCUUCAUUGGCUUUUAAAGCUCAACAUUCUUCUUCUUCUUAAUGUAUUGGCCUCCACUAAUCGAGCCGCAGUGAUUCGUGUGUGUGUCCACACUGCCUCACAGUUUGCUACGGGCCUCUGCAGAUGCCUUGUGUGUCACUGCUUAAUCUCUAGGCUGCCAAAUGGUCAUAUAAUCUUAAAGGUGUUUGUCCUGUAUGAUUUGUUUACAUGAGAAAAAACAAUAUAUCACGAAAUCCACUAUUUUUUAAAAUAAGAAUCCAAAGUGAAACCCAAGUUAUACCUACUGUUAAAGUAAUAGUAGAGAAGAAGACACAGUGAAGUAUUAACCUGAGAAGUGAGGGAGUGGUUUACAUUAAAGGAAUGUAUUAAGAGUCAUGGAUAUGACAUGAAGAGAGCGCAUCAGUGUACAAAUCCUCCCAGUGUGAAUGUUUAGUUGUUGAAGUAACACUUACCUGUCUUUUCUUUCCUCUUUCCUUUCUUUAUUUACAUUCCUGUGAAUCCCAGACGACCUAUAGCUCUAUAUUGUCGUGUUUGUGAACGCUGAAUGUGUACCUGCGAAGACUCCAUUUAGAAGCAGAGACUGUAAAUCUGUUUUGCUACUGUCGUUCCCAGUGUUACUUUCUGCCUCUCUCCGACCACAGACGUACCUCACCUCCACUCACUUCUGUAUUUUUUCCUGCUUCCUUGUAAAAUCCUGCCAAAUGAAGAUAUUUAAUAAAUUAUGUAAGUUAUAUAACAGUGAGUUCACUACCUGUUCUCCCUAGUGGCAUUGCUGAAUAGUUUACACGUUCUAAGCUUGAAGUCAGAAACUCUAAAUUUGUUUAUGUUGAAGCUUGGUGUGACAAUAAAGCUUUUUCAUGUGCUCUUA